CACACUCGGCGAGCGGCGGCGGCAGAGGCGGUCGCGGCAGCCGCCGCUCCCAGCGGGAGGGCGGGCUGGAGCCCUCUCCACCGUGCCGCCGCCGCCAUGGAGAAACAGCCCGGCGGCGAGGACGACUGCGUGGACUCGGGAGCGGAGACGGGCGGGUCUGAGUACAGCCGUAUGUCCUCUACCAGCAGUGAACUUUCUGUGGAAGGCAUACAAGACCCAUUCCUUGUUAGUGUACAUAUUAUCACAGACCCAGGUGAAUCCAAGACUCUUCAGCAAGCCAUCGAUAAGCUUCUAGCCUGGAUCCAUCCAGACCUCCAGCUGUUCCGAGUCUCAGAAAGACGAGUACCCAAGAAGCGCAGGAAGCCAGUUAAGGCUGGUGUUUCUCAGCCAGCCCUUGCCAUCAUUCUGUUUCUGCAGGAGGAGUAUGGAGAAGAACCAAUCUUGCAGCUCCAUGAAACCUUUCAGCGGCCACCUUGGCAUUACCACCACACAGAGCUAAUGCAUGGAAAAUUCCUCCCUUACAUGCCUUGCAGCCAAGACUUUUACACUUUGGCUCCAGAGACUCCUCUGUGGGCCAUUCGCCCAGUGCACUACGGGAAAGAAAUGAUCCGCUUCACCAUAUACUGCAGGAAUGAAAACUUUGGGGACAUUUUGAAAUUGUAUGAGUUAAUAUUGAAAAGACCUGUAUGUCAGAAAAAAGCAGACUUUUGUGUUUUUCCUGUCUAUUCUAACAUGGAAAUAGACAUUCAGUUUUCUUUAAAGAAACUUCCAAAGGGCCAGGUGCCAAUGACAACAGAGUCAGCAGUGCUGGAGUUUAGAGUAAAAGAUGUGGGGCAGCUUGUGCCUCUCUUGCCCAACCCAUGCAGCCCCAUCAGUGAAGACAGAUGGCAGACAGAAGACCAUGAUGGAAAUAGGAUCCUUUUGCAGCAAGCACGCAGUUGGUGUAGGAAGGCUGCAAAGCAGAGCAAGCAACCGUAUCCACCUCUGUCAACAGAUUCCCACUUCACCACUCUGCCAGCCUUUCUUCCUCAGAGCCACCUAUCUAUCUCUGAACAACCACAAGAAAUGGGUCAAAAAAAGGGCAAACGUGUUCUACUUGUGAAUGGCAGCAGUGGGUCCACCUUGAGCAUACAGAAGGUUCCUCGCUGAGGAGAAGGUGAUGCAGCAGAGUGCGUUAAAUAUUUGAAGAAAAUACUCAAAAUCCUCUGAGAUGGGUAUUCCCAAACUAGGUACAGUAAAGCAGUCUGAGCUUGUGCCUUUACCUUUGUACUGGAGGAGAUGAUCAGCACAGAGGCUUUUCCACAGCACUGCAAGGUGGAUGUUUUGUGUGACUGACCCUUUGGUGGUGAAAGAAAUGCCAGAAGAGGCAUAUAGUAUUCCGUUUUAAUUUGGCAGAAAAUGAAGAUUAAUUUGUGAUACCAAACUGCUUUAACUUUAUGAGAAAUUCCUUUAACUCAAGAAAGAUGGGAGAAGAAAGGGGUCUUAUUUCACUUUCACAAGUUCCAAAGGCAGCUCUAAGCACAGCGGGUCCCAGCAGUACCUCUCAAGUAGAGUCAGGCAAGAAGUUUCCUGUGAGGAGACACACUAUUCCUUCUAACCUCUGAGACCUGGCAGUGGUGAGGAGGGGGAGAACCACAGAAUCAUCAAGGUUGUAAGAGACCUUGAAGACUGUCUAGUCCAAGUGUCAACCUAGCACUACCAUAAUCACCCCUAAAACAUAUUCCCAUGUGCCAUAUCCAGCUGCCUCUUGAACACUUCCAGAGACUGACUCCACCACCUCCCUGGACAACUUAUUCCAAGGCCUAACCACUCUUUCAGUGAAUAAUUUUUUUCUAAUAUCUAAUCUGAAACUCCCCUGGUGGGGGAGGUUAAUUUCUGCUCAUCUUUGCACUUGUGACAUGGCAGAAGAGACCGACCACCACCUCUUUCAGGUAGUUGUAGAGAGCAGUGAGGUGUCCCCUGAGCCUUCUUUUCUCCAGGCUAAACAGCCCCAGUUCCCUCAGUUGUUCCUCAUAAGAUUUUGCUGCAGACCCUGCCCCACCUCCAUUGCCCUUCUCUGGACUCACUCCAGCACCUCAAUGUCUUUCCUGUAGUGAGGGGCCCAAAACUGAACACUGGAUUCGAGGUGUGGCCUCACCAGUGCCGAGUAAAGUGGGACAAUUGCUGCCCUGGUCCUGUACUGGCCACACUGUUGCUGACAAAGGCCAGGAUGCCAUUGGCCUUCUUGGCCUCUUGGGCAACUGCUGGCUCAUAUCCAGCUGGCUGUGAAUCAGCACCCCCAGUCCCUUUCCACUAAGCAGCUCUUAAGGCACUCUUUCCCCAGUCUGUAGCUCUGCCUGGGGUUGUUGUCACCCAAGUGCAGGACCCAGCACUUGGUUCAUGUUAUUGAGCCUCAUACCAUUGUCCUCAGCCCAUUGACCCAGUCUGUCAAGAUCUCUCUGUAGAGCCUUACAACCCUCCAGCAGAUCAACACUCCUGCCCAACUUUAUGUCUUCUGUGAACUGACUGAGGAUACACUCAAUCCCCUCAUCUAAAUCAUCGAUGAAGAUGUGAAAAAGGACUGACCCCAAUACUGAGUCCUGAGUAACACCACUAGUCACCAGCCACCAAAUGGAUUUAGUUUCAUUCACCACCGCUCUCUGGCCUUGGCCAUCCAGACAGUUUUUCACCCAGCAAAGAGUACACCUGUCCACAUGCAGCCAAUUACUUCAGGUGAAUGCUGUGGGAGAUGGUAUCAAAGGCUUUACUGAAGUCUAGAUCGACAACAUCCACCACCUUUCCCUCACCUCCUAAGUGGGUCGCUUUGUCAUAGAAGGUGAUCAGGUUGGUCAAGCAGGACCUACUUUUUGUAAAUCCUGGGGGCCUGAUCCCCUGGUUGUCCUGUAGAUGCCAUUUGAUGGUCCUCAGGAUGAUCUGCUCCAUGACCUUCCCUGGUACCAAGGUCAGGCUGAUAGGCCUAUAGUUUCCCAGAUCUUCCUUCCAACCCUUGUAGAUGGGCAUUAUAUUUGCUAAUUUACAGUCAGCUGAGACUUCUCUAUUUAACCAGGACUGCUGGUAAAUGAUUGAAAGUGGUUUGGCAAGCUCUUUUGCCACUUCCCUCAUUACUCUCGGGUGCAUCCUAUCUAGGCACAUAGGUGUCUGACUGGAACCCUUUCCUCCUGGAUUAUAGGGGCUUCAUUCUACUCCCUGUCUCUAACUUCCAGCUCUGGUAGCUGGAUAUCCUGGGGGAAACUGGUUUUGGUAUUAAAAACUAAGGCAAAGAAGGCAUUAAGCACCUCAGCCUUUUCCUCAUCCCCUGACACUUUGUUACCCUCUGCAUCCAGCAAAGGAUAGAGACUCUCAUUAGUCCUCCUUUUGCUGCCAAUGUAUUUAUAGAAUUUUUUUGAAGAAGCUUCACUCCUCCCCAGGGAAAAGAAAGCUCCACUGUAUCUCUGACAGGCCAGAUGUAGAAAGUGCCAAGAGGGAAACAUUAGAGAACAUUUUAAACCCCUCCCAUCCAAAAAGCCCUUCAUUCCCAGUUGGAAGGGAGCUAUCUGGGCUGUUGUCUGAACUACUUGUGUGGACAGGGGUAACCCAAGUACACCAUGUUUGCUACUUCUAACUCAGGCAAUACACAGCUUACUGAAAGAUAACCCAGCAUUUUUAUGUAGGCCCAAAUAUAUGACAGCGCCAUGUUUUUUUAAGGGAUUGUUAUUUUUCUGUUAAAAAAUAAGUAAUGCAGAAACUUAUUCUUUGUAUUUCCAGUGCAAGCAUACUUCUUUCUGGGUAAAACACAUUUCUUCUCAAAUACUUCUCUCCAAAGGGAAAACAAGUCAAAUUUUACUGGCUUUCAAAAGAUGUUUUUAAAAUACACAUUCUUGAUAACUUGUUUUGCUCUGGUUAAUUUGGUAUUUAAAAAAAAAAUGUAAGUAAAAAGCUAAGUACCUUCUCCAGGAUUUAGGUCAAAUAAACAGAUUUCAUCAUGCACAUUCUGAAAAGUAUCCCUGAUUGCAGCUCUGGUCUAGCCACUGAGAAAAUAAGCAUGUAAAAAUGUGUAUGUAUAAUGAUGGAUGUAGCCUAUGUACAGGUGUAGAUGCUGAAGGCCUACCAUGAUGGCAUUGUGGUGUAUGGAAUAAAAACUCAUUUUUUGAGAAAUUACAAGAUAAUUUUAAUCAAAAGAAUUGCCACUUUGCAGAAAAAGGGGGAAAAAAAGAAAAAAAAAGGGCAGAAAAGCACACAUACUCUAAAUAAUAGUUACAAAACGUGGAACAGCUUCCCUAGCUCAUUUAAGGAAGUGCACAGUUCAUACAAUUCUGGAAGGAAGCCUGGGGGAAACUGAGUACAUGUUUAUAGGGGAGGCGGAGGAAUUCCAAUUAACCUGCACCCCCAGUCCAGAAGAGGCCAGAGGGAUACUCCAGAGUCGAAAUGCCUAAUGGCUUUUUCCUUUUGCGGUUGUUUUCUCCACACAGGGAAAAAGGCAUCAAGCUGAAGUCUAAGUCUCCCAUCUGUGAGAUAGUAUCGUAGCAUGUACCAGGGGUAGACUUUGGCUUUUGUGCUAAACACAAUGAAUAAACAGGGAAGUCUAUUCAAGCUCUAAGAGCACAGAACAUUAUCAGCCUUCUCGUACCCUCUAAAACUGUGUAAGCUUACUGCACUUUGGGGUAAACUGUUCUCUUUCUGGGACCAAAAAUAGCACUAAUGAAGGAUUUGUCAUGGUGUGGAUGUGUUUACCUUCUCUGUGCUCCCUCAGAGCCCAUGAAGUCUUUCCUCUGACUUUCAUGACCUUUAGAUUAAAUCCCCCCCCGGAACAUGGUGAGCCCAAUUUAUCUAAAGUCCUCUUCCAUGUUAUUGUUUGUACCCUGCCAAAAUACACUGUGAAGUCAGACUAGCCACUUUUUCCAUCAACCUGCAAUUCACCAUACAAGCAGUGAUGCCUAGGACAGUCAGGCUCCACAGAUUUAAAUUUAUGCUUCAUUAUUUUGUGUCAUGUUCAUGGUCGUACAAAAAUAAAUGAUGAAAUAGCAUUGUAUAUUUAUUGGACAGACAUUUUAUCAACACUAGCUACUUCUAGAUGUGACAAACAACAGGAUAAAUUUGACUCAAAUCUGUUAAAACUUUUAGUAUUCCUUAUUUGGAAUAAGAAAAAAAAGAGCCUUUUCACAAUAUUUUAAUAAUACAGAUAAGAUUUGAUCUGAACAUGAAAUAAAAAACUCAUUUGACCUGAUGUAGCUGUCUGAUCCUCGCACCGUGCCAACACCCAAACUCCUGACAAAAGCUGAGUGGGGUUUUUCAUGAAGAGGAGGCUUUGAAACAUCUUUCCACCUAGGGCAUACCUCUAGAAGAAGGCACAUCUGGGGGGCCGUCACCCGAUGCAGCAGGAAGCACCAGUACUGGAGAUCUACAAAGAAGUACAGGAUAGUUCAAGUGUCAGUCCUGAGGUUCAUGUGUGGUAUUAAUAAGCAGCUCUGCAAGCAUCUCAGCUCCAGAUUUCAGCACAUUCCUAAUGGGAAGAAAACCAAAUGAGUCCCCACAGACUCUGAAUUUAUGCUGUCUCACUGGUUCUGUCUCCAAGUAUUUCUGUUCUGUGUACUGAUACCUAACUAAAAAUGAAAGUUUUAAUUGUUUACAUUGAUGGUACUUGUAACCAAAUUUUGUAAAAAACUGAGUGUCCUACUGUCAGGAAAAACAGAGGUGAUAGUGUACAGAAAACAUUUUGUCUAUAAAAAAAAAAAGCCAGAUUAUGAAGUGAGUUUCACUGGAGGUAGGCUUCAUUAAUUCUCUUCUCAUUAUUUAAGAAGGGGCUCAUCUUUUCAGUUAGUUGAAUAUGCGCAUGUUUCAUGGCAUUUACUUAUUGUUUUGAUUAAAUUAUGAACAAUGUCCUUUAAGAACUGCAGGCUUCCCCUGAACUUUCUCCUCACCCCAGAAUGCAUUUCUUCUGUGAAAUAAAGUAGAGAUAAAAAGUCAAUUGUACUUAUUCUUCUGUGUGUUCAGACUCACACAUUAUUUUAACUAGGCUUCAAAAAUGACUGCAGUGCCACAAGCUCUACAGCUUUUGGCAGUGUGUGUCAGUGGGAUAAUUACAAAAUAAACAUAGCAAAAACA
This is a messenger RNA of Pipra filicauda (Wire-tailed manakin), 6081 nucleotides long. RefSeq names its product family with sequence similarity 124 member A (gene FAM124A). The transcript is spliced from 5 exons. Lineage: Eukaryota; Metazoa; Chordata; Aves; Passeriformes; Pipridae. The record is from RefSeq and is a predicted model, not a curated record. The coding region runs from base 97 to 1149 and encodes 350 amino acids.